ACUUUCUGUUGUAUCUACCAUCUUCUUUACCUAUCCUACGCAGCAUUCCCAAGCUCAAGAUUUUCCAGCGCCUGAAAUGAAAGUGGUCCCUGCAGUCAUCAGACCGUCUGACUCCGUUAAUCUGACUUGUGUGACAUCUCGGUCUGAUGUGUUUUAUUGUUCUUUCUGCAUAAACCAUCCAAACUGCACCUUCCAGCACUCUACUUCAUGCAGAUCAGCACAUUCUGGAAACGACCUAUUAAAAUGGUCAGGUCAAAGUGGGAUUGCAGUAAUUGAAUUGACUUGUUACUAUAUUGUCCAAACAUUUUCAAGGCCAUCAUCUAAUUCACCCCCCACUUCAGUCAUCAUUGUAGGACCCCCACAGCUGCUGUUGUUUCGUCAGCUCAUCAGUGAGACAGAUAAAGUUAAUCUGUCCUGUCAGACACCUCAGUCCCCUCUUGUGUCUCAGUGCUUUCUCUCAGUGGGGGGAAAGUCUCUCAGUGUAGUAAUGCCAUCAUGCCAGCUACAGAGCACUGGGAAGGAUUUGAUCCACUGGUCAGGCGUGAGGCCACCUGCACAAAUAUCACUGAGUUGUUAUUAUACAGUUGCAACAACCCCUCAACUGUCAUCUGACCCAUCUCAACCAGUCUCAAUUACUGUAGGUGUACAGAAGUCCACUUCUACAAAUGCCACUGAUUCAGCGUCUGUCACUGUUGUUGGCUCUGGGGGAAGCUGGACCACAGUGAUAGUCAUCUUUGGUGUGAUCAUGUUAGUGGGAGGCCUGAUCACCUCCUUUCUCUGCCUGAGAACCAGAAGAUAUACUUCCAAAAGAUUUCAAGUAGAUGCUUCCCCUGUUAGACAUGAGAAUCAUAGUGUAGCAUCUGGGAGCACUAACACUGCUCCUGGUGUAAUGGAUGAUAUGGCAAUGCCAUCUACUGCAGUAGACUCAGAAAUGACGGUGGGCCUGGAUCCUGAUCAGGAUUCUGCUCUGUAUCAUGUGUACAGCUCUAUCUCUGAUGUCCCAAACAGCUCCAACCAGAAGGAGAGUUCCUACAGUCUCAUACAGGAACAUUCUCUUCUUCAGUCUACAUAGGAAGACAAUGACAUUCAGUGUUGUGCAGAUGGACUGAUUGCAUUAGUAUUGACACCCUACUAAUUUAAAUCAUUACCAUUUAAAUCAAAACUUAAUAUGUCAUACAUGUAGCUUUGACAAAAAAAUACUUUAUUCAUUCUUUCAUAUCAAUGAAGCAUAAUUUGAUUUCAUUUGUAAUUAUGUGGAAUUAAAAUGCAAUUGAUACAGCUGAUGCUAUAUUUCAGUAGUAUUAUCUAAAUUAUUUAUUUAAUAUUUACCAAGGGCAACAUGUAAUCAUUUUAACUAGCUCUUUAUGAAUCGUACACUGAUUAUUUGAAAGUCAUGUAUUAUUGACACUCAUAAAGUAAAGCUUUCUUACAUCAUAUCCAGAUGUGGCUACCGAUGUGCAUAAAUAUCUGUCUAAAAUUACUUAUGUGUAAUA
Messenger RNA from Sardina pilchardus (European sardine), 1493 nucleotides. RefSeq lists its product as uncharacterized. The record is from RefSeq and is a predicted model, not a curated record. Lineage: Eukaryota; Metazoa; Chordata; Actinopteri; Clupeiformes; Clupeidae. The transcript is spliced from 12 exons. Bases 77 to 1072 code for a protein of 331 amino acids.